GCAGGGUUGUUUGUGCAGCCUCAGCGGCGGCGGUGACCCACAGUGAUUCGGCCGCCGCGCCGGGGGGUGGGGGGGGGCUGCGCGGGACUCUUUUCUUUCAGACUGACCGCGGGGUAGCUGUGGAGCAUGUCGACCCCGGCCCGGAGAAGGCUUAUGCGGGAUUUCAAGCGAUUGCAAGAGGACCCACCUGUGGGUGUCAGUGGUGCACCAUCUGAAAACAACAUCAUGCAAUGGAAUGCAGUUAUAUUUGGACCAGAAGGGACACCCUUUGAAGAUGGUACUUUUAAACUAGUAAUAGAAUUUUCUGAAGAAUAUCCAAAUAAACCGCCAACUGUUAGGUUUUUAUCCAAAAUGUUUCAUCCAAAUGUGUAUGCGGAUGGUAGCAUAUGUUUAGAUAUCCUUCAGAAUCGAUGGAGUCCAACAUAUGAUGUAUCUUCUAUCUUAACAUCAAUUCAGUCUCUGCUGGAUGAACCAAAUCCAAACAGUCCAGCCAAUAGCCAGGCAGCACAGCUUUAUCAGGAAAACAAACGAGAAUAUGAGAAAAGAGUUUCGGCCAUUGUUGAACAAAGCUGGAAUGAUUCAUAAUAGACAACUGGUCUGUUAAUCUUUUUCAUCAUUGUUGUGUAUAAUUUACCUCUCAGUAGAAAGGCUAACAAAUUUAAGUGCCACAGGUUUUGAGGAUUCUGCAGAAAAAAAGUCCUUCAGUUUAGAACCUACAAAAGCUUGUGUAUCUUGAUUAAUGUACUUUUUAUUGCAUGGUGUGAACUAAGUUAUUGCUUACAUAAAUUUGUAAUAUAUCCUGUUUGUAUUUUUUUCCAAGUGUAUAAUGUUGGUGUGGAGUUUUCAUGACAGAAUAUACACAUUUUGUAAAUCUGUACUUUUUUCAAAUAUUGAAUGCCUUAUUUUUUAAUUCUUUAGAUUUUUAAAUUGGAGAAAAGCACUUAAAGUUUUUUAUAUAUGAAUAUUACAUGUAAAGCUGUUAAAAUACAUAACUUCAGUGCAAGAGACUUUGUCACUUAUUUCCUUAUCUAUGUAGGAGGGGUUAAUAAGUCUCUAGCUCUCUAUCAGUUGAUAGUUUCAUUUCCAAUUUCAAAAGAACAGAUUUAUAUUUUAUCAAGAAAUUCUUCGAAUUUGAUUCUGAACAUCAAUUAUAAUCUCAAGCUUUAUUUUGAAUGUACCUAUAUUAGUUUCAAUUGAGCAAUUAUAGACAUAAUUGAUUUGAUUCUGUCUAACUCUGUAUUUAGGCCACUUGUUACUGUUUCUUCAUGCACUACUUACUGUUAAACUGUACCUUUUGUGAUUUCACAAUUUGCACCUCCACCAUGAGGAAUUGGCACCUCUACUGUAAGCAGAGAGCUGAUGCAACUUAUUUUGCUGCUUGAUACCACUUUAAAAGAUUUUUGAUAAGAAAGUAAAACCAGAAACAUUUACCAAAAAUCCAUGCCCCACUACUAAUAAUAAAUAACAGUUGGUUGCAUUGGUUUGAGCAAGGCAGAUAUUUGGAAGAAAUCUUGGUGUACUUAAAAUAUUUGAAAACUGCCUUUUAAUGCAAUUACAUAUCUGUUUAUUCUGGGAAAAUGUUUUAAUACCAGGGCCUGCUGAGUUGCUUUCUCUUGUGGAGAUUUUUUUUUUAAUCUCCUAAGUUGUAUAAAAGUUGUACUGCAUCUUAGUUUACUGGAUAAAUUUAAAACACCGUAUUGUAGAAAGCUAAUACAAAGCUAUCCUAUGCCUUCAAGUAGUAUAGAAAAUGGAAAAUACACAAGUAAAUUCUGUUGAACCA
Camelus dromedarius (Arabian camel) is the source of this 1780-nucleotide messenger RNA. RefSeq names its product ubiquitin conjugating enzyme E2 B (gene UBE2B). Gene Ontology annotation, biological process: protein polyubiquitination; DNA repair; proteasome-mediated ubiquitin-dependent protein catabolic process. The transcript has 6 exons. The coding region runs from base 127 to 585 and encodes 152 amino acids. Gene Ontology annotation, molecular function: ubiquitin conjugating enzyme activity. The record is from RefSeq and is a predicted model, not a curated record. Lineage: Eukaryota; Metazoa; Chordata; Mammalia; Artiodactyla; Camelidae. Gene Ontology annotation, cellular component: HULC complex.